UAAACAGCUGAUUGCACGACAUUCACCGGUCUGAGAGUUCAUAUUUUGGAAAAUGUAAGAGAAUUUGAAUAAUGUCUUUUAAGCAAAUUUAAAACAAAUUUCCAACCUUGAAAGAAAAAAUAAUUGACAAAAUGACAACAUUGAGGUUGCUGACGCGCAUUGGUCAAACUGUUUGGCACCAGCGACAAGGAAUGCAACUGUCAGUCUUGGGUAACAUCAAGUACAGAUCACGGUCCUUGCUGAACUCUCAUAGCACAACACAAUGCAUAUCCCUUGCACCCUUCGUAAGUAGUCGACAUUCAUUCAGCACAAAAAAGUCUGCGGACUUAGCUGGUAAAACCGAUACGAAAUCAUCUCCGGUUUUAGCCGAUGAGGAUCUUUUUGGUGAUGCCUCUAAACUUGGACUAUUUGCGAAAUUCAAAUUGAUGUACAAAAAGUACUGGUAUGUGCUUUUACCUGUACAUGUUGUUACAUCGAUUGGUUGGUUUGGAGGUUUCUACUAUUUGUCAAAAAGUGGCGUAGAUAUUCCAUUGCUGCUACAACAUAUGCAUGUUAGUGAAAGUAUAGUAGAACGCUUCCAAAACUCUAGUAUGGGGCACUAUGCGAUAGCCUAUCUUUGUUAUAAAGUGGCGACUCCCCUUCGUUAUGCCGUCACUUUAGGUGGUACAACGGUGUCUAUAAAAUAUCUUGUUCAAGCCGGACAUAUUAAACCCAUUCCUAGCAAAAGAGAACUAAUGCAGAUGUAUGAAAAAAAUAAAGCGGAUAGAGCUGCCGCGAAAUUAGAAGAGGUUGACGAAAAACAAAAGAGCAAGGACAACCAAUGAAUAAUACUGAAGUGAUAUUCACCAAAUAUUAAAAUACCUUAAGAAACGAAUUCUAUUUGUAAUAUAAUUCUAUAGUUCUUAAGUCCUGAUUUGACGAUCAAAACAGUAAAAGCUGGUGGGGAAUGAACAUUUUCUUACUUUUUCUUAUUUUAAAGAGAUGUAUUCAUUCAUAUACCAAGUUAUUUUUACUGUAAAAAGUACUUUUUAGUUUUUUUACUUGUUACAAUAAUGCAGGACUAAAAUACAACAUGCGGUAUAAAUAUAUAAAAACAAAAAAAAAUUGGUAGGAUUUUAUGUAAACACAAUUUAAAGAGAUGGUAUGAAAUGUGUACUUCUGUCUGUUCUGUAGUAAGCUUGAGUUCUAUACUAUACGAGUCUAUGGCAACUAUAGCAACGACAAAUAAAACAAAACAAAUAGGACAUUUAAUGUCAACAAAUCUAAAUGAAAAUUGAAAAAUACAUAUUUUGUGAAAAAAUAGUACAUAAAAAGCGAAAAUAUAUUUUGUUAAUUUAA
Molecule: messenger RNA, 1338 nt
Organism: Zeugodacus cucurbitae (melon fly)
Lineage: Eukaryota; Metazoa; Arthropoda; Insecta; Diptera; Tephritidae
Product: protein FAM210A
Exons: 4
Coding region: 132-824 (230 amino acids)
Cellular component (GO): mitochondrion
Source: RefSeq, a predicted model, not a curated record